AUGAAGUUUGGGCGCAAUUUGUCGCGAAAUGUCGUUCCCGAAUGGAGUUCUUCCUACAUCAGAUACAAGGCUCUUAAGAAGCUUAUCAAGUCCGCGGCAGAGGAAGUGAAGGCUGGCCAUGAGGCGGAUCUUGCUAACUUCUUCUACUCCCUCGAUCGAAAUCUCGAGGAUGUCGAUUACUUCUACAACAAGAAAUAUGCGGAUUUCUCCCGGCGGCUGAAGUUGCUGGAAGAACACUCCUUAGACAAACCCCAACAGCUGGACUCGGAAGAUGUAGAGGACCUACUGGCCGCAUUGCUUGAAUUGCGCGGUCAACUACGCAAGCUGCAAUGGUACGGCGAAGUGAACCGCCGAGGUUUCGUCAAAAUCACCAAGAAACUGGACAAGAAAGUGGGCGUGAAAGCACAGCAAACCUACUUGGAGACCAAGGUCGAUCUGUCGCCUUUCGCCACGAAUGCUCGAGUGAUCGAGUCGUUGAAGACGAUCAACGACUGGCUUUCCAUGCUUGGAGAGCCAAAGGCUUUGGAUGAUGCCAGUUCCACCCACUCCUCCCUUUCCCUAAAGAAGGGCCCCUCCCGCCAGCAUCUCAAUCUUCCUCCAAGUAUGCUCAGUGAAGUGGAUGAAGCCUUGCGCAAGGAUGACACACACGUGCUCCUUGAAUUACUGGAGACGCUGAAGGCUGCAGCGGACGAUAUCGGAGACGCAAUCUAUCCAAAAGUCCUGAAGAGCCUUCUACAGCGGUCCAUCCACUAUCGCUCGAGGGCUUGCAUUUCCACCCUUCUUCCCCGGAUUGGCUCUCUGGAUGAGGAUGAUGAUAUCAACAAGCGGAACUGCCUUCACCGGCUGGUGAUUUCGAUAGGACGGGCACAGUCUUCCACUGACUCCGAACCAAGUGCCUCUAUGGUGCUUGAUUUCCCACUGGAGACUUCUCAUUACAUCACACCUGCAGCGGCUCCUACUAUACAGCCUCCUCGUUCAGUGGUGAAAGAGGCGGAUCAGCCCCAGCGUCUGGACAGGUCCGAUCCUUCUGUUACGCUCCUGCAGUACAUUCUGGAUCAACUCCAGCCCCAGCAGCGUGAGGCGCUACUCGCGAAAGAUCUUUCAGGGCGCACUCCCCUUCAUUAUGCUGCUCAGUAUGGAUUCAAAGUUGUCUGUGAGGUUAUAAUCGAACAUUUGCAGGCUUGGAAUAUUUUCGAUGUCCGUGAAGGAAUUGAUGCGCCGCAGUGGCAGGACAACGACGGCUGGGCCCCUUUGCACCUGAGUGUAGUCGGUGGCCAUCCGCUGACAACGAGAACACUGUUGGAAGCCGAAAAUUGGCAGGGUGUUUCCCAAGAGAAAGCCGCGAUCCGCAAGCAGGUGUCUAAAUCCAGCGCGGUUCUAGCCUUGGCCACCAAGGCCAAUUUUGUGGAUAUUGUCCAACUCCUUGUUGAUGCCGGAGUCGAUAUCAACUACCAGGAUGAUCAGGGUGAAACCGCCUUGCACGUCGCGGCUCGAUUCGGGCAUGAUGCGUGCGCAAAAAUUCUUCUGGAAGGUAGUGAUGACCAGAAGGCAGACACUGAGCUUGCUGAGCACACCUAUUCCUGGACGCCGCUGUUCAUUGCGUGCGUGGACGGCGCACUGGGUGUUGUUGACUUGCUCAUCGAAGCCAACGCCGAUCUUGAGAGGUUGGAUUCUUCUGGCUGGAGCGCCAAGGAGCAUGCUGCUUUGAGAGGCCACCUUGACAUUGCGCGACGUCUGGCAGAGGUGACCCCCGAACCGGAAGUGACAGAGCCGGAACCUGCCACCACCGUCUCGACGCUGUCUUCGAAUCAGUCGUCACCUCCUUCACAAUCGUCCCUUGCCGAGAGGAAGUCCAAUAUCAGUCCCAGUGGGGGUCCUCGGUCGCGCCUGCCUGACCCUAUCAAGACCUUCGGACAUCGGUACCUUACCGAUCAGUCCAUGAUUCUAGUGAGCCUCGGCACCAUGGACAUGCGGAAGCAUAUGGAUGCCGUGAACUUGGACCGUAUUCCUAUGGUCAACGCCCAUUCUACCCAGUUAGAUACCGCCCUGUCCAUUGUUGUCACAGCCAGCGGAGCCCAAGGGGAACCCGAGAUCAUUGAUCUUCCCGUCCAGGAAAGCAUCUGUACGGAGCCAAUUGUUUUCCAUUCAGCAGACCCAGCAAAUGUCCGACUCUUGUUCGAUCUUGUCCCGACAUAUGCUGGCACAAAAGAUCAGAUCAUAGGUCGUGGCGUUGCUUUGCUUUCGAGCGUCAAGCCAACCAUUGGUUCCCACCGUAUGAACCUCAAGGGAGACUCGACGGUCCCAAUCGUUGCAGCUAAUACCCUGGAAGUCAUUGGUUCCGUGACGUUCAAUUUUCUUAUCGUUACUCCCUUCAAGCACCCGAAUAUGUCCAUCACGGGCAACCAGACCUACUACAAAAGUAUGAGCUCAACCAUGGUCAUUGGUCACCGCGGCCUCGGGAAGAACUUUGCUGGUCGCAGGUCUUUGCAGUUAGGAGAAAACACUGUGCAGUCGUUCAUUGCGGCUGCCAAUCUCGGAGCAUCAUACGUCGAGUUCGACGUGCAAUUGACUAAAGACCAUGUUCCCGUCAUCUACCACGACUUCCUUGUCAGUGAGACGGGAAUUGACGCUCCUGUGCAUACUCUGACUCUGGAGCAAUUCCUCCAGCUGGGCGACAGCCGCAAGUCUCGUCAAUCUAUCCCCCCUAGUCAUAACAACGAAAAAACAGCUGGCAAUGUCGCAAGCAAUCUCGCAUUGCGUCAGCGAUCAAUGUCGGUUGGUGGCUCGGAGUUUGACCCCUCAGAAUUGAAUGAGCGGAUCAAACACACUCGGGAUUUCAAGAAGAAGGGCUUCAAAGGGAACACUCGCGGGAAUCACAUUCAGGCCCCAUUUGCGACACUAGAGGAGCUGUUCAAGAAACUGCCCCGAUCGGUUGGUUUCAAUAUGGAGUUGAAAUAUCCGAUGCUCUUUGAGAGUGAGGAGGAGGAGAUGGAUACUUUCGCGGUUGAGCUGAAUUCCUUUGUGGACACGGUCCUGCGCAUGGCCUACGAGCACGGCCAGGGCCGCAACAUGAUUUUUUCCAGCUUCAACCCUGACAUCUGUCUCCUGCUCGCCUUCAAGCAACCUUCUAUCCCGGUGCUCUUCUUAUCCGACUCUGGCGCUUCCCCGGUGAGUGACAUUCGCGCCAGUAGCCUGCAGGAGGCUAUUCGAUUCGCCUCCCGCUGGAGCUUGCUGGGCGUUGUCUCUCAGGCUGAGCCAUUGGUGUUAUGCCCUCGCCUUGUCCGGGUUGUGAAGGAGUCAGGUCUUGUCUGCGUAUCCUACGGAACUUUGAACAACGAGCCCGUGAAUGUCAAGCGCCAAGUGGCCGAGGGAAUCGAUGCAGUCAUUGUUGACUCUGUCCUUGCAAUCCGUAAGGGGCUGACCGAGCAUCAAGCGAGAGGCGAGACGCCAGACACCUCUACACAGCCAAGCCCUCUAGCGGAACCCAAUCGAGAGGCCCUCAAGGAAUCAAUCCACAUACCUGUUCUCGAUCAAACUGUGGAGAAGGACAACCAUCUUCAUAUGAGGCCAGAGGCAGGACUUGAUUCGAGUUCUGCAUGA
This is a messenger RNA of Aspergillus clavatus NRRL 1, 3600 nucleotides long. RefSeq names its product glycerophosphocholine phosphodiesterase. The record is from RefSeq and is a predicted model, not a curated record. NCBI's taxonomy places the organism in Eukaryota, Fungi, Ascomycota, Eurotiomycetes, Eurotiales, Aspergillaceae. The transcript has 4 exons. Gene Ontology annotation, biological process: glycerophospholipid catabolic process. The coding region runs from base 1 to 3600 and encodes 1199 amino acids. Gene Ontology annotation, molecular function: protein binding; glycerophosphocholine phosphodiesterase activity.